GAAGAACCCUAGUCGUUUCAAUCUGAACCCAAAGCUGCUUAAUGGACCGCUCCAAUCUGAAACGAAUUUUGGAAGAAGACGACACGUCGGCGAAGGCUCCGCCAGCGAAGAAGGUUAGGUUUCCGAAGGGGAAGAAGGUGAAGCCCGAAGAUGAAAAAGCCAGAGUCGGCGAUGCGAUCGGUCCGACGCCGCACACGGAUCCUAGCCUCGCCGCGAAAGAGAGGGCCAAGCGCCGCAGCGAAGAGAAGGUCAAGCUCAGCGGCGAGAUCGCUAAGCUCUAUACAGACGACGACGACGCCUCCGGCGACGAGGCCAGGAAAUCGGGGCGGCAGAACUUCGUUGAGGACGGCAUGCAGUUCGAGCCGUUUAACUUGGAGAAGGAGAAGGAAGAAGGCUAUUUCGAUGCGGAUGGGAAUUUUGUGGAGUAUGUGGAUAAGAAUCAAGUCAAGGAUGCUUGGCUUGAUAGCUUGAACAAGGCUGUUGAUCCGGAAACGACGAGGAAAUUCGCUGCGAAGAAUGGGGAUGGUGGUGAAGGUGAUGAUGAAGGUGGUCAGGAUUUGAGUUCCGAUGAGAUUGGGAAGAUUAAGAGGCGGAUUGCGGAUGCGCUGGAGCCGGAGGAGACUGUUUUGCAGGCUCUGAGGAGGCUGAAGGGGAACAAGAAGGAGAAGAUGCCGGCCGAGAGGAAGGCGGUGUUUGAUCAGCUGACUGAGGAUGCUAUGGUGUUGAUGAUGAAGAAUGGGGAGAACAAUGUGUAUGAUGAGGAGAAGGAGGUUUUCGAGAGGGAGGCGCAGGGGUAUGAGAGCUUGGCUAAGGCGAGGAUGGGGGAAGGGAAGUCGAUACUGGAUGAGCUCGAGAGUGAUGCUGGGGCUUUGAAUUCGAUCGCGUCCAUUGGUGGUGUUGGUGGUGGUGAGGGAGGUGGCACUGUGGCUGAUGAUGAUGCAUUUGAUAUGUUUGGGGAUGAUGAGCCUGCAGUUGUGGCCAAUGCUGCUGCUGCUGCUGCUGCUGCUGAGCCGGGUUUGGAGAACAAUGGUGGAGGAUUGGGGAAUGAUUAUGUGUUUGAUGAUGCUUCUGGGUACUACUAUAGUCACAGCUUGGGGUACUAUUAUGAUCCGAAUACAGGGUUGUAUUGCUCGGCAGCGUCAGGGUUGUGGUACUCGUACAAUGCUGAGACUGGGACAUAUGAUGAAGUUGCACACCAGGCACCUGAGGCCACUGCAGCCGCUGUGAAUUGAGUAGGGAAGAAGCGAAGAGCUGAAGAGGCUUACUGCUUCACUGUUUUGUGCAAACUUUGUAAUGAGUUCAAUAGUCAAUACUAGUGAGUUUUAGAUAUUGAGUUUCGGUAUUGAUGCCAGUUCUAUUUUCAAGAGACAUCAGAGCAUCUUCGUAGCCUUGAUCAUAGUGUUUUCUUCUAGUUAAAAUCACUCUUAACAGGUUUAAGAUUUUUAUUAACAAAGAACAAUGUUCUAAAUUAGUGUUG
This is a messenger RNA of Fragaria vesca subsp. vesca, 1477 nucleotides long. RefSeq lists its product as uncharacterized. The transcript has a single exon. NCBI's taxonomy places the organism in Eukaryota, Viridiplantae, Streptophyta, Magnoliopsida, Rosales, Rosaceae. The record is from RefSeq and is a predicted model, not a curated record. The coding region runs from base 42 to 1232 and encodes 396 amino acids. Gene Ontology annotation, cellular component: U5 snRNP.